Messenger RNA from Melanotaenia boesemani (Boeseman's rainbowfish), 4078 nucleotides. Its product is annotated as RAS guanyl-releasing protein 1-like. Gene Ontology annotation, molecular function: calcium ion binding; guanyl-nucleotide exchange factor activity. NCBI's taxonomy places the organism in Eukaryota, Metazoa, Chordata, Actinopteri, Atheriniformes, Melanotaeniidae. The transcript is spliced from 17 exons. Gene Ontology annotation, biological process: Ras protein signal transduction; positive regulation of GTPase activity. Gene Ontology annotation, cellular component: plasma membrane. The record is from RefSeq and is a predicted model, not a curated record. Bases 63 to 2465 code for a protein of 800 amino acids.
UGAGGAGUCAGUACAAUGCUGUUGAGACCGCGGAGGCGCACCGAGUCAAGCAGAGCGAUGAAAUGCUCCCAUCGAGGAGGACGCAGAUGGACAGCCUAGUUCAGCCACUCGUUGCCCAGUACCUCGCCAUGGGAUGCCAGUCUAAAGAGAACAAUAACGAAAGUGUAACGUCGGACGAAAAGCGAAAAGAUGACGUGAGGGCGACUCCAGGAUGCCCAUCUAGCAAGUCUAGAGUUUCUCCCCCUGGCCGGCCUCAGAGGUUCCACAAACCCAGCCCGGCACAUACAACUCCUGGGAAAUCAGUAAUGUCCCUGGGACACCUUACUAAGGGGGCAAGCUGGGAUGAGCUCAUCCAGGCCUGCCUGCAGUCCUUCGAUGCAGGUGGUUAUGUACAAGGGAACAGCCAUCUGCUGAACAUCACCCUGACCAUGCAUCGUGUUCUCAUGUCCUCCAACGAUUUGCUGGAUAAGCUCAUCACUCUAUUUAAAACAGCAUUGGACAAUGAGCAGCCAACAGAGUGCAAGAGGAUAUGCUACCUCAUAAGGCAUUGGGUUCAAGAAUUCUGGACGACGUUCCGGUUGCAGCACAGCUUGUCUGACAGCCUAAACGAGUUCCGGGAUCUGGUCAGAGAGCAUGGACAGGAGCAACUUUGCUCUCUCCUAGAGACAAAAUGGAUAAAUGAACGGGACAGGUCGUGGAAGGCCAGCCAUAAGAUCAAUGCUAACUACAGUAAAAAGCGGAAGGUUUCUCUUCUUUUCGAUCACCUGGAGCCCAUUGAGUUGGCUGAGCAUCUCACCUACCUGGAGUUUAAAUCCUUUUGCAGAAUAUCAUUUGUAGAUUAUCAGAAUUACAUUCGAAGCUGCUGCAUGAAGGACAUCCCCGUGCUGGAGCGUUCCAUCACCCUGUGUAAUGGGAUCUCCCAGUGGGUUCAGCUGAUGGUGCUGAGCCGGCCGACUGCUCAGCUGAGAGCUGAGGUUUUCACAAAGUUUAUCCAUGUUGCACAGUGUCUUCACCAUAUGCACAACUAUAACACACUAAUGGCGGUGGUAGGAGGGCUGUGUCACAGUUCGAUUUCCAGACUGAAAGACACCACCUCACAUGUGCCCAGUGAAGUCACCAAGGUACUGAAUGAGAUGACAGACCUGCUGUCCUCCUGUCGAAACUUUGACAACUACAGACAAGCUUAUAGCAGGUGUACAGAUCCUAAAAUCCCUAUCCUUGGUGUCCAUCUCAAAGAUUUGAUUUCUGUCAAUGAGGCCAUGUCAGACUACGUGGAAGACAACAAGGUGAAUGUCCAGAAGCUCCAGGCACUCUACAGCCAUAUUAACGAACUGAUCCAGCUUCAGCAGAUCCCACCCAAGAUGGAUGCAAACAAGGACCUGGUUCAUCUGUUGACGCUGUCUUUGGAUCUUUACUACACUGAGGAUGAGAUUUAUGAGCUGUCAUAUGCACGGGAACCCAAAAACUGUAAAGCACCUCCUGCCACACCUUCCAGACCUCCAAUUUUUGUGGACUGGACAUCAGGAGUGGCUCCUAAACCUGAUCCACGAACCAUCAGCAAACAUGUGCAGAGAAUGGUAGAUUCUGUGUUUAAGAACUAUGAUCAUGAUGAGAACGGCUUCAUUUCUCAAGAGGUCUUUGAGAAAAUUGCCUCCAGCUUUCCUUUUUCCUUCUGUGUCAUAGACAAAGAGAAGACGGGUCUUGUGAGCAGAGAUGAGAUCACAGCUUAUUUCAUGAGGGCUAGUGUCAUCUGCUCCAAGCUGGGCCUUGGAUUUGUUCACAACUUCCAGGAGACCACUUACAUGAAACCCACCUUCUGCGACAACUGCUCAGGAUUUUUGUGGGGUGUCAUCAAGCAAGGCUACAGAUGCAAGGACUGUGGCAUGAACUGCCACAAGCUGUGCAAGGACCAGGUGGCAUUCGAGUGCAAGAAGAACUCCAAAGUGACCAACGCCAUUGACAGUCCCACACCGAGCUCCACACCUGUCGCCACAAGCACCUCAGAGGGUUCAGAGGAAUGUCCUUUCCCAUACCCUCGAGAUGACAGCAAAGACUGGAGCCCAGAAUCCCCAGUCACCCCCCGUUUGAAGCCUACAAGAGUCAACAGCUACACCCAGACAGAGGGACCUCAUCUAUCUUCCCUAAAUGCUGAGCCCAGCCACUUUCAGCCAUGCCUUUUAGUUCCAGUGCCACCCACUCUGUCCUCAUGCCCCAGCCCGUUGUUCCACAGAAAUCGACACUGUGCCAAGUGGGAAAACAGAGCUUCUGUUUUGCAAAAGCCUAAAGAACCAGGGGAGGAGAGCAAACCCACCUAUGAAUCUCUGGAAUCAGAAAAUCAGAAGCUCCAAAAAGCCAAUGAGACACUACGUAGGAAACUGAGAGAGACAGAGCGCGAAGUGGAGAUGCUGAAGACACUGCUGAAAAGACAUGCUCUGCAUCCUGUGGAGGAGGAUUCCUCCUCUUAGACUCACACUCACACUCACACUCACACUCAAUCUUUUCGAAGGAGACUGGUGCUGCCCCCUGUAUGGCAGAAUUUAUAAAUUCUUAUUUAUUGGUCAUGGACAGUGAAAAUGUUUUAUCAGUUUAAUGAGACUGAGAUCAUUUAAACUGAUCUAAAAAGCAGUGUUUCCCCUACCAUCCUUUCUGUGUCCACGACCCAAUGCCACACAUAGACAGGAUCGGGCACAAGUAAGCUUCCGUUUUGUCAGUUCAUUUCAGAAAACGUGCCAACCAGCUGAAAAUCAGACAAAAAUAUGAGAGUUUAUUAAAUUCUCUUUAAGAGGUCAAAAUGGAAACACUUGCGCUCCAGCGAGGAGCAACCGGACUAUUUCUUCUGCUCCGGUGUGUCACCAAGAACGUCAUGUCCACGGGAACACGCACAGCUGAUCAAACUGAACCUACCGUCAUUGUAGUCAUCUUACGGCUUAAAAUAUAUUCUUUCUAGGUUUAUAGAUUUUAUUAAAGUCAACAUGUUAUCUGAGAUCAGAAUUUAAAAACUAUUUAGAGCAACUCCACAGAAUGGAAUGAUUUUCAUCAGGACAUUUAAAAAGUUUAUCUUUCUUUUUGUCCAAAGUUUUUUAUUAUUAUUAUUAUUAUUACUGCCUUUGGUUAAUAAAUGUGAACCUUUGGGAGAGCCUGCAACAUAAUAAAGUCAAACACAAUGCACAAGGCCAACUAAGGUGUUUUAGUGCUGAUGAGACACAGCAGGUGAAGACUGCUUGCAGGUGUAUCACCAUUAAUGAUGUUACAGAAAUUCUUGAGGUGUGUAUGGAUUUUUUUUAAAGCAGCUACAGUACUAAAUUUAGUAAAACUGCAAUUCAAUGGUAUAAAUGGGGGAAAAUCCCACAUAUAGGAAAAUUUCCCUUCAGUGUGAAGAUGAUAAAUUAAUUCUACUGGACAGUUGUUCUGAACAGAUCAGAGAUGAAUGAAAAUCACUGGCAUGGGCAUUCUUUACUUUAUUUGGUGAAUGCGUAAAUAUAUAAGCCAUGAUUAAAUGAAUGAGUGCAUUAUUUUGGAAUGAAAAGUACAGAAGUAUGUGUUUGAUCAAUUCUUGAUCAGUUAAUGAGCUUAGAUAUUUAUGUUAAACAUAAAAUAGAAGAUGCUGCAGAAACGUGUGCAGUCCAGUUUUAAGGAAAGUUCAUGGCAUAUAAGUUGGUGACAAGAGCCCACUGAUUUCAUCUACAGAAUUAAAGUGGGGUCCCUCAUAUCUACAGUACUGUUGUUGCCUUGUAUUACCAUUCAAUUUCUUUUCAAUGUUUAUAUUUAUUGUCUGAAACACUACAUAGUUCAUAUGAAAAGCGACCCAGCUUAAUAUUUUGUACAGAAUAGUGGUACUAUCACUCUAUUUAUGCUUCUGUGUUUUGGCUUAAUAGUCAUAUUUGGAUGUUUUUUUUAAACUGUGCAGCUGUUUUUUUUAUUAUUGUGUGAUCUUUUGUAGCAGUUGUACUGUGAACAAUAUGUAUUUGUAAUAAUAUUCUGUAAAGGCAAAAUAUACUCAGUGUCAUGUUAGUUUUGUCUAAUUUCAUCUUUACUCAGUAUUGUUUUGUUAUUGCGCUAAUAAAAAACACGUAUUCUA